Messenger RNA from Cannabis sativa, 1702 nucleotides. Its product is annotated as berberine bridge enzyme-like 22. Gene Ontology annotation, molecular function: FAD binding; oxidoreductase activity. The record is from RefSeq and is a predicted model, not a curated record. Bases 83 to 1702 code for a protein of 539 amino acids. NCBI's taxonomy places the organism in Eukaryota, Viridiplantae, Streptophyta, Magnoliopsida, Rosales, Cannabaceae. The transcript has a single exon.
AAGAAUCUUUCUACUAAAUAUUCCAUUUCACCAACAUGUACAAAUUAAUAAUCUUCAAAGUUGAUAUAUAACCUUCUCAUUCAUGUAUAAUUAUAAACUGGCAAAGAUGAAGAGCCUCACUCCACUGAUUUCUUUGCUUUUUCUAUCAAUAAUCUUUUUCUCGGACGCAAAUUGUAAUAAUCAUGUUAAAGAAAAUUUCUUUCUUUGUAUGUCAACCCAAUUCAAAUCCUUUACCCAAAGUUUCAAAAUCAUGUACACAAAAGACUCUCCUCUAUACCAACCACUCUUAGAAUCUUCUCAACAGAACCCAAGAUGGUCAAACUCCACAGCCCUUAAGCCUCUUCUAAUUAUCACUCCUUUCCACGAGUCUGAAAUCCAAGCAGCUGUUGUGUGCAGCCAAAAAAAUGGUUUGCAAGUCAGAAUUCGUAGUGGUGGUCAUGACUAUGAAGGACUGUCCUAUCUAUCCAAAACCCCUUUCAUAAUCAUUGAUCUUAUUAACCUAAGAUCCAUUGAUGUGAAUCUUGAAGAUGAAACAGCUUGGGUUCAGUCAGGGGCAACUUUGGGGGAGCUUUACUAUGCUAUUGCCAAGGAAAGUGAAAUCCAUGGAUUCCCAGCUGGGAUAUGUCCAAGUGUAGGUCUUGGGGGGCACCUUAGUGGAGGUGGUUUAGGUACAUUGGUGAGAAAAUUUGGGUUGGCAGCUGAUAAUGUCUUGGAUGCUUAUUUAGUUGACUCAAAUGGGAAACUUCUAGAUAGAAAAAGUAUGGGAGAGGACUUAUUUUGGGCCAUUAGAGGAGGUGGGGGAGGGAGUUUUGGGAUUGUUCUUUCUUGGAAAAUCAAGUUGGUUAAAAUACCACCUAUAGUGACUGGCUUUACAGUUACCAAAACUCUCUCACAGGGUGCCACUUGGCUUGUCUAUAGGUGGCAGUCCAUUGUUGACCAAUUGCCUGAUGAUCUUUUCAUCAGAAUCAUUAUCCAAAAUGUGGGGAAUGGGGAUCAGAAAACAAUCCAAACUUCUUUCAACUCACUGUUUCUUGGAAGAAUGGAUGAACUGAUUCCUUUGAUGAAUGAGAGGUUUCCUGAGUUGGGUUUAAAGGCCCAAGAUUGUAUUGAGAUGGACUGGAUCCAAUCAGUCAUGUACUUUGCUGGGUACCAAAAAGAUCAACCAAUAGAGCUUUUACUUGAUAGGAAGACUCUUUAUAAAAGCUCUUUCAAGGGAAAAUCUGACUUUGUGAAACAACCUAUACCUGAAUCUGGAUUGAAAGGGAUUUGGGAAAGGCUUUUGGAAGAAGAUCAGUUUGUAUGCAUGAUAAUGGACCCUUUUGGGGGAAAGAUGAAUGAGAUUCCUGAUUCAGAAACUCCAUUCCCUCACAGGAAGGGAAAUAUGUACAAUAUACAGUACUUAGUGAAAUGGAAUGAGGAUGGAACUAACGUGUCAAACAAACAUGUAAGAUGGAUUAGAAUGCUCUAUAGGUAUAUGCGGCCAUACGUUUCAAACUCUCCUAGGGCUGCCUAUAUUAACUAUAGAGACCUUGAUUUGGGGACAAAUAGAUUGGGAAAGACAAGCUUUGAAGAAGCAAGUGUUUGGGGUACAAAGUACUUCAAGGGUAACUUCAAGAGACUAGUUCAAGUGAAGAACAAGGUCGAUCCUGACAACUUCUUCAGAAAUGAACAGAGUAUUCCACCUCUACUAGAUUUAAUAUGA